AUGGACAUUGAAGUUGGUGCGGCUCAUCGCCAGAUCACUGUGUUUGUUGGUCGAAGAGGAUGCCCGAGCCGAGUCCAUUGCGACAACGCGACGAACUUCGUCGGGGCAAGUCGCCAUCUGGAGGAGCUGAGGAGGCGAGUCGAGGCCGAGGAGAACGCAGUUCGCGACUUCGCAUCAAGAAGCGGAUGCGAAUUUGCGUUCAUACCGCCGAGGGCUCCUCACUUCGGAGGACUAUGGGAGGCAGGUGUGAAGUCUGCAAAGCACCUACUCCUACGGACGGUGGGCAACGCCCUGCUCACGGCCGAGGAGCUGCAGACAGUGGUCGUGGCGGUCGAGGCGGUGCUCAACUCCCGCCCGCUAGGAGCCGUAAGCAACGACCACAACGACGGCGAGGCACUAACCCCAGGGCAUCUACUGGUGGGCGGUCCACUGGUGGCACCGGCAGCAUCGCGGACCCCGGACCAGGAGGGUCUGAGUUGCUUAAGGCGAUGGCGAGCAGUCUCGUCGCUCAAGCGUGCGUUCUGGCAGCGAUGGUCCCGGGAGUAUGUGCUGGGCCUGCAGGCACGGGCCAAGUGGGACCAGUUGCAGCCGAAUCUGCAAGUCGGAGAGCUCGUCGUCGUCGCAGAAGACAACCAGCCGCCGAUGCAGUGGAUGGUGGGUCGAGUCGAGGCGGUGUACCCAGGAGCGGACGGGGCGGUGCGCGUCGCAGACGUGCGAACUAGCUCAGGAGGGCUAUACAAACGGCCAGUACACAAAUUGGCGCCUCUGCCAAUCGUAUGAAGGCACAGCCGUUCAUCGGGGCCGGUGUUGGCGCAUUUGAGGAAUAAUA
Messenger RNA from Drosophila albomicans, 829 nucleotides. RefSeq lists its product as uncharacterized. Lineage: Eukaryota; Metazoa; Arthropoda; Insecta; Diptera; Drosophilidae. Gene Ontology annotation, molecular function: nucleic acid binding. The record is from RefSeq and is a predicted model, not a curated record. The coding region runs from base 1 to 780 and encodes 259 amino acids. The transcript is spliced from 3 exons. Gene Ontology annotation, biological process: DNA integration.